CAAACGAUGCACGUUGUCCUGAGAGGAAUCACGAUCUGGACAUUAUACGCGUUAGCCUCGUGUGUGUCAUUCGCAUGUCCGUCCACUGCCGACCGACUGAAAUGGGAGUUGGUGUUCGACCAAGUUCCAUAUGAAUCAUUUGAGCCGUUCAGCAGUCAAAUGAGAAAGCGGUACCAAAGCAUGAUCGAUGCACAACCCAAGAACAAGUGCGAAUGCACUACUAGGCAUGACUUUAUAGCGCUACAGGAUGACCAUUAUCCCAGUGUUUUGCCAGCUGUCACUUGUCAAGGCAGUAGUUUCUGCCGACCCAUCUUAUAUCCGGUCAGGGUACUUAGCAAAAAAGUCGAAAACAUACGAUCAGGUGAAACUUCCAAGGGGUUGCCGACUGAACUCAUCAAACAAAACUGGCGGUUUAUUCAAAUUAACGUUACGGUGGCGUGUUCUUGUUUGGGUUACUAAUAUUUAUUGUCAAUAAAAUACAAUACAUUUCAUUCAUUAAAAAAUAAAUAAAUCACUAUUAUUAUUAUCAUAAUAACUAUUUACACACAUUUAUAACAUAAAUAUCCACCGAGAUUAAAAUUUUAGAAUCGUGUUUUAUUGAUUUAUCAAAGUAUUUUAAUUAUUCAAGUUAUUA
Daktulosphaira vitifoliae (grape phylloxera) is the source of this 634-nucleotide messenger RNA. RefSeq lists its product as uncharacterized. The transcript has 2 exons. The record is from RefSeq and is a predicted model, not a curated record. Gene Ontology annotation, molecular function: prothoracicotrophic hormone activity. Lineage: Eukaryota; Metazoa; Arthropoda; Insecta; Hemiptera; Phylloxeridae. Bases 7 to 459 code for a protein of 150 amino acids.